GUCGGCGCCCCGGCGGCUGUCUGCAAUUGGCCGGCGGCUGGGCCAAGCGCGACUUCGACGCACACCGUGACUACGAGCUCCUGUUGACAAAGCCAUGACUCGCGGCGACUCACUCUGCUCAGGUUCUACGUUCCCAGUGUCGUGCAAUAGCGGCCGUGCGACGGCCGAGUGACUGCUGAAUGAGACGCAUUCCGAAGCAAGGUGACCGUCUCUGUAAUGGCCAGGCUGAUGCUUUGACGCUUGGGCGCGCGAGCAGGUCCGAUCUGGAAGCCCCUUGGGAAGCCCACGCACGGAGGCUUCUGCCUGGCUAGCACUUCGCGUAAUUCCCCUCGUGGCCGCAAUAUGCCCCGCCGGACGGCUAUAAAGCGUUCGCUUUGUCCGCCUCGUCAAAACCCUAUACGGGCGGCCACACACCACUGCCACCCAUCAUCGGCGAUCGGUCCUUGUUCUCGCGUGUCUUAUAUAAGGGCCCGCGUAGCUGUGUUCACGUCCACCAAUUGCUCCUCACACUCUGCCAUGACUGCCGUUGCCUCGUCGUCUCAGUCUCUCUACGCUACCCUGCCGUCUGCGGCCUCGGGGUUGCCUUCAUCGUAUAGCUCUGCAACGGCACCAUCUCAGCCGAAGCGGUUUGCUUUUGCGCAAGUACAGGGAACAGUCUGCCUCAUCCAAGUCCCGCAUUCGCACCAGGGCACUAUGUCCUCCGCGCUGGUCCCCUCGGACGUGCACAUAUUCCGGCACGAGUUCAUCACCCAGUUCCGCUUCUCCCACUCCACCGCCCUGCAUCCCGCAGACCUGCAUAUCCUCGAGCCGAUCGACGAGGCGCACACGCUCUACGAGGAGGAAAAGGGCACCGUCUUCCUCGCACGCGAGCUCAUGGCGCGCCUGCAGAAGCUCACCGUUGACUCGCAGCGGGCGUUCCGUCGACCACGUGUGGCGGGGCAAAUAUCGCGGUCGCAUUGACGCUGGGCGUCGCAAGAGUGUCUUAGACGGAUCGAGGAGGGCUUUUGGGCUUCGGGGACCCGAGUCGGAAGGCAUGGCCUUAGCGAGGCUAUGCGGCCUGCCUGCUGAGGCACCUGCGAUCCCGAGCGGGGCGGAGUGAAAAGCUGACAUGCUAGCGGAUCGAAGAGGGCGUUCGCGAGGCACACCCACACCUUUACCAUACAUCGCCGCAACCCGUGCGGUCUGGCCCAUACCGUAAUCCCGCGUGUGUACUAAUUUAUUAGAUAUCCGGGUCUGUCAUUGUUGCAUUUGUAGUUUUAGUCAAUCGUAGCAUUAGUUGUGAUCCACCUAAGUUGCUCUCUCCA
Molecule: messenger RNA, 1304 nt
Organism: Rhodofomes roseus
Lineage: Eukaryota; Fungi; Basidiomycota; Agaricomycetes; Polyporales; Fomitopsidaceae
Exons: 2
Coding region: 343-960 (205 amino acids)
Source: RefSeq, a predicted model, not a curated record